Brassicogethes aeneus is the source of this 423-nucleotide messenger RNA. The record is from the annotation of a GenBank genome assembly. Lineage: Eukaryota; Metazoa; Arthropoda; Insecta; Coleoptera; Nitidulidae.
AUGAAGGUUAUUUUCGUGGUCGCUUUAGUUUUCGCAGUGGCGUACUCUGCCGAUGAGAAGAAUGAAGCGGAAAAAUCAGAAGACAGGCCCAAAAUUUUCAAAAGGCUUAUCCCUGCAGACGUACUAAGAGAUUUUCCUGGAAUGUGCUUUGCUUCCAACCUUUGCGCCCCUGUAGAAGUUGGCAAAACCUGGGAACUGAUCAAAUUCUGUGGCAGAUCAACCUGCUUACGUGAACGAGUCAAACCACCACAGGGUCUAGUAGAGUUGAUUGAAGAUUGCGGACCUCUCCCAUGGGCCAACCCCAAAUGCAAAUUGGAUGAAGAAAAAACCAACAAGAGCGCUGCCUUCCCAGAUUGCUGCCCACAGUUCAUAUGCGAAGAAGGAGCUAAAUUGGAGUUCCCCGAAACAACUGAAUUUCCAUUU